AUGUUGUUUGCUGUCUUUUCAUGCAAUAAUUUCACAUUUCUUUCCUGUUAUGGGUUGCGAAAAGUUCUACUGAAUCUCCCUCGUCACCAUGUGCUUCUCGUCUCGUGCUUUCUUACUCGUCACAAAAAUAGCGAGCUGAUUUCCGAAUUGAGACGUCCAAGAUUUUAUUUUCGGGCUGCCUGGCGGGCGCAUUUUGGGCAAGACUUCUCAGUUGUGUUUGUUUUGUUGCUUUCUUUGCCUCUUGGGAAACAGAAACUUGUCAGAGAAAAUUGCCUACCACGUAUCGUUGGUUACUGGACCCAGGUUUCGCAUGCACACUCUCUUUUGCGGGGUCCCCACUUGAACCUGGGGAGCUGUUUGAAUGCUUUGAUGCUUUGCGUCUCCUGGUUCUUGGGCUACAAGCGAAAAAGAAAAUCAUAUAGGCCAGGGGCCCCCCCCAGAGGAGCCCCCGAGAUUUACACCGGCAAUGUCCCCCGGUCGGGCACAGGGGACCAACGAUCCGGUUCGCCUGUGCUCGAGCUUCAAGCCACUCUGCAUUAG
Messenger RNA from Pyricularia pennisetigena, 540 nucleotides. RefSeq lists its product as uncharacterized. The transcript has a single exon. Bases 1 to 540 code for a protein of 179 amino acids. Lineage: Eukaryota; Fungi; Ascomycota; Sordariomycetes; Magnaporthales; Pyriculariaceae. The record is from RefSeq and is a predicted model, not a curated record.